Messenger RNA from Odocoileus virginianus texanus, 908 nucleotides. Lineage: Eukaryota; Metazoa; Chordata; Mammalia; Artiodactyla; Cervidae. The record is from RefSeq and is a predicted model, not a curated record.
CAGAGGAUGGAAAUAGUCUGGGAGGUGCUUUUUCUUCUUCAAGCCAAUUUCAUCGUCUGCAUAUCAGCUCAACAGAAUUCACCAAAAAUCCACGAAGGCUGGUGGGCAUACAAGGAGGUGGUCCAGGGAAGCUUUGUCCCAGUUCCUUCUUUCUGGGGAUUGGUGAACUCAGCUUGGAAUCUUUGCUCUGUGGGGAAACGGCAGUCGCCAGUCAACAUAGAGACUAGUCAUAUGAUCUUUGAUCCCUUUCUGACACCCCUUCGCAUCAACACUGGGGGCAGGAAGGUAAGUAGCCAUCUUGCUUCCAUUGUGAACUUGAGGAUAGGGGAGAUGUUGAUUCUGAAAGUCAAACUUCUAGUCCUUGAUCUCUGUGAUGAGUCUGUCUUUCCACCCAGGAAUAAUGUCACAGACUUCAGGUCUAUUGCCAACAAAUAUGUCUUAAUCAUGCUUUUUCUCUGUACCCAGUCAAUUGCCAUGCUUCUGAUUACUUCUUUGUACUCCCUGGAUGUUUCCUGAGAUCCUGUCCCUUGGAAACCCAUGAAGGAAGGUCAGAAAACUGUUUGCCGCCCCUAAAUAUCAUGCUGGGAAAUUCUUCUUCUCAGAAACCUCUUUACUGAGGCUUCUUUUAACCUCUAAAAAGUGAAAAUCUUUUUAUCAAAAGUAAAGUCAGACAUUUAUCAUGCUGUAAGGAAAAACAAACAACCACCACCUUAGGUGGUUUAUGAGAAAAUCAAUAAAUAAUCUCACCAGGAAUUCCUGGCUAAGAAUCCUAGCUCCAACAUAGAAAUCCUGGACUAUCAUUCCUAUUCUCACACCAACAUCCCUCCUUUCUUCUCCCCCCACCCUUGAUAAGCUCCUCCUUAAUUUAUAGAAGAGUAUAAUGUCCAUGGGAUCUUCUCAUCACAGGA